AUUUACCAAAACACGACACUUGGUAUUUGGAUGUAAGGAUUGUCUAAUUUGGUUGUACAAUUUAUUAUUUUUAUAGUGAUUAUUAUAAACUCAAUAAUGCAUAUCUAAAUAUCACAUUUUGCAUUUUAUCACUUUCAUCGGCGGUUGUUAUAAAUACACAACCAAAAGUUUCGAGUAUUUCGAAAUUCACUUUCUUUUAGAACGAACUUCUUUUGUAAUUUUAACUUCUGAUAGUUAGUUAUUUGAGUUAAAACUGCAAAAUAAAAUUAAGUUUUAAAUAAUCUUUUCUGAGAAUUUUUUCUCAACGGAAAUGACUUCUCCGGUGAAAAAUAAUUCACCAAGGCUUUAUGAUUCUCCACCCCUUGUUCAAUCAACGGAUAUUCUAAAUUCGACACCUCCAACGUUUACAACACCUACUCUAUUAGAUUAUGAUCCAGCUUCACAACAAACUGAUCAGGCUAAUAUAAGAAGUUCACGCAUUGACUUCGGAGGUGAACGACAAGAAUUAGGUGAAGAAACACCUUUAUUAAAAAAUAGACAUAGUUCACCUAUCUAUAGGCCAACAUCACCAAUUGAUCUUUCUCGGAGGCAAAAGUCUGCCUCUCCUUCUAGAGUACACCGUUCAAGACAAAACCACAGUCCUCAAUCUCCAUUGUCACCUUAUUCACAAACUAAUCUUCGUCAAGAGUAUAUGGGGAAUUUGCCUAAUAAUAACAACUCCGAUUCUGUUUUUGAGACGAAUUCAAUCUCAAAUAAUUCAUACGAUGAGUCUGAUUCAGAUGGUGGUUCAAAUACUUUGAUUUCAUCUCGUCGUCCUUCUAAAAUACAGACAGACGUAUGUUUUCCCAUGUUGGAAACUGCUUCCAAGAAAGGAGUGGAUUAUGAUUCUCUUGAGGAUUAUAUAAAGAACGAGAAUGAAAAGAGAAGGAAGGAGCAAAGGCGACGACAAAGAAGAUUAAGUGAAUCAGCUUCUGUUUUCGUUAAAAAAGACUUGAAUUAUAUUUACAAUAGUUUAGAAAAUAAGCAUCCAUCAGAAAGGUUCACUUUUUAUUCAACAGCAUAUAGUACAAUACAUGCUCGAUCAUUAGCCGAAAUCCCAUCCGCAGGAACUUCACUCUCAGAAAUGUUGAAGGCUGGAUGUUGGUGGAUCGAUAUUUUAGCACCGACUGAUUCAGAAGUGCAAGAUUUGGGUAGGAUCUUUGGAAUUCAUCCUCUUACUAUUGAAGAUAUUCAAACGGAGGAUACCCGGGAGAAAUGUGAAUUAUUCAAGGAGUACUAUUUUAUAUGUUUCCGGACUUUUGAUCAAGAUCAUUAUUCCCCUACAUAUCUACAACCUGUAAGUAUUUACAUGAUAGUUAUGAAAGAGGGAAUUUUAUCGUUUCAUUUUCGCCCAUCAUUACACCCAUCAAAUGUGAGACGACGUAUACGACAAUUAAAAGAUUAUAUAAAUGUGACACCAGAUUGGAUUAAUUACGCAAUUAUUGACGAUAUCACUGAUUCGUUUGCGCCAUUAAUACGAACGAUCGAAUUUGAAGUUGAUUCAAUUGAUGAAUUGGUUUUGAUUCUAAAAGAAUCAGAACAGAGUGAUAUGUUACGCCGGAUUGGCCAUUGUCGUAAAAAGGUCUUGGGAUUAUUAAGAUUAUUAGGAAACAAAGCUGAUGUUAUGAAAGGUUUAAUUAAGAGAUGUAAUGAACUAAGAUGGGAUGUUGUAGUUAGCAGCGAAAUUGUAUUAUACCUAGGAGACAUUCAAGAUCACAUAAUUACAAUGGUUCAAAAUUUAAAUCAUUAUGAAAAAAUAUUAUCUAGGUCACAUUCAAAUUAUUUGGCACAAAUAUCUAUUGAAAUGACGCAAGCAAACAAUCAAAUUAAUGAUGUAUUGUCUCGUCUUACUGCGCUAGGAACAAUUCUCAUACCCAUGAAUCUUGUAACAGGUUUAUGGGGUAUGAACGUUCCUGUCCCGGGUCAAGAAUCAGAAGGGUUAACGUGGUUUUUUUCUAUAUUAGCAUCUUUAAUUAUAUUUGCAAUCGUUUUGGUUGUAAUGGCGCAUCGGACAGGAAUAGUUUGAUAUAAAAUUCAGAUGUUAUAGAUUGAUUAUAAUUAAUUUAUUUUGAUAAUAAUAAUUUAUUAUUACUUAUUUUUUAAUGGUACCUUGAAAUUUAGAUUAUAAUUAGUAUUUUGAAACAAUCGACAGAUUAUUAAUAGAUUUUAGAUAAUAAAAAAGUUUAUUUCCCACACAAAUUUUCUUUGUUGAAGAAAAUCUCAUUUGAUGCCAUUUCAUAGACAACACGUUUAUUCAAAUAUUUAUCUUAUUGGUCAAAAAAAUCUUCUAAAACAACACGUUUAUUUUGCAUUUGUCGUAUUGGUCAAAAAAGCAAUUGUUUUUUUUGUUGCUUUACCCCAUUUUAAAUAAAUCUAAUCUUAUCUUAUAAAUAAUAA
Rhizophagus irregularis DAOM 181602=DAOM 197198 is the source of this 2436-nucleotide messenger RNA. RefSeq lists its product as uncharacterized. Gene Ontology annotation, cellular component: membrane. Lineage: Eukaryota; Fungi; Glomeromycota; Glomeromycetes; Glomerales; Glomeraceae. The record is from RefSeq and is a predicted model, not a curated record. Gene Ontology annotation, biological process: intracellular magnesium ion homeostasis; magnesium ion transmembrane transport. Gene Ontology annotation, molecular function: magnesium ion transmembrane transporter activity.